Elaeis guineensis (African oil palm) is the source of this 1148-nucleotide messenger RNA. Its product is annotated as DNA-directed RNA polymerases II and IV subunit 5A. Gene Ontology annotation, cellular component: RNA polymerase II, core complex; RNA polymerase III complex; RNA polymerase I complex. NCBI's taxonomy places the organism in Eukaryota, Viridiplantae, Streptophyta, Magnoliopsida, Arecales, Arecaceae. The record is from RefSeq and is a predicted model, not a curated record. Gene Ontology annotation, molecular function: DNA binding. Gene Ontology annotation, biological process: transcription by RNA polymerase II; transcription elongation by RNA polymerase I; tRNA transcription by RNA polymerase III.
GCUCUAAUCUGCGUGGUCCCCGGAUUCCACACUCCAACCCCGAUCCAAAUCUGCUUAAACCUCUAAACCUCCUCAUAUCUUUCUCGCGGCCGCCUCUUUGUUUUUGGUUUACGAAGCCUCGUCUUCUCCUCCUUCGCCUCGCGGCUGCCGUUGCUCCGCCUGUUGCUUGGGGAUAACAAGGACUCGAGGGACUGAAUUUAGGAGGGUGAGGAGAUGUCUGAAGAUGAUAUCAGCAGGCUAUUCCGGAUACGAAGGACGGUGAUGCAAAUGCUGAGGGACCGUGGUUAUCUUGUUCUUGACCUUGAAAUUAACAUGAACAAGCGCCAGUUCCUAGAGAAGUUUGGUGAAGGUGUGAAGCGGGAGGACCUGGUUAUCAACAAGGCCAAGAAGAAUGAUCCUGCGGAUCAGAUUUAUGUUUUCUUUCCAAAUGAUGCAAAAGUAGGCGUUAAACAAAUAAAGCAAUAUGUUGAGCGGAUGAAAGCAGAGAAUGUUGUUAGAGGAAUAUUAGUUGUUCAGCAAGCUCUGACUCCAUUUGCAAGGCAAUCACUGGCAGAAGUGUCUCACAAGUAUAUGUUGGAGGUUUUUCAGGAUUCUGAGCUUUUGGUCAACAUUAAGGAGCAUGUACUUGUUCCUGAGCAUCAGGUGCUAACGGCUGAGGAAAAGAAAACGUUAUUGGAGCGUUAUACUCUAAAAGAAACUCAGCUUCCUCGAAUUCAAGUUACUGAUCCGAUAGCCAGAUACUAUGGCCUGAAGCGUGGACAAGUGGUCAAGAUCAUCCGACCCAGUGAGACUGCAGGCAGAUAUGUGACAUAUCGAUAUGUUGUAUGAGUCAUGCCAUAGCUAGAAAUCCUCUGGUGAUGCUCCUGGUGGUAAACCCAAGCUAAAGACUUGUAAUAUGUAGCUAUUUGUGUGCUCUAGCUUGAUGAUGUUUAAAUUAUGCUGUAGAAUCUUCUUUUCCCUCCUAUGGUAGUAAUUGAAGUCAUGUACUUUGUUUGCUGUCGUAAACCUAAAUGUAGUUUGUCCAUCAUAACCGUUGGGUUUUGAUUGCUGCUUAAAUAAGUAAGGAGUCCUUAAUCCUGUCAAUAUAAAUUUAGAUGGUGGAUAUGGUGGUUUCGUUUUUCCAGUAAUUGAAACAUUAAUUAGUCACA